Molecule: messenger RNA, 4425 nt
Organism: Colletotrichum acutatum
Lineage: Eukaryota; Fungi; Ascomycota; Sordariomycetes; Glomerellales; Glomerellaceae
Product: ABC-2 type transporter
Exons: 7
Coding region: 1-4425 (1474 amino acids)
Biological process (GO): transmembrane transport
Cellular component (GO): membrane
Molecular function (GO): ATP hydrolysis activity; ATP binding; ABC-type transporter activity
Source: RefSeq, a predicted model, not a curated record
AUGCCGGCACCUGCGAUCUUGGACCCCGGUCCUCAUGCGAAUGAACCCCAUGCAUCCACAUUCGACAGCAUUGAAAGCGUCCCGCUCCCGUCAGAUGCUGAGGAGGAAGCCGAAGAAGAGAUCCAUGACUUGGCUAGGCGCCUAACUUCAGCAUCCCAUGGAGGAGGCCAUUCACUAUUUCCUGAGCCAUCUGAUGCCACACUCGAUCCAAAGACCGACAAAUUCGACGCCCGAAGAUGGGCCGCAGCUUUCUAUAGGCUCCAGACCAAUGCCCUUCAUGGAAAUGCACCCAAUACGGUGGGCCUUGCUUUUAGGGAUUUGCAGGUCUAUGGCCUGGGAACGACUACGGACUAUCAGAAGACCGUUGGCAACUUCUUUCUGGAGGCUGCCGCCUUGACCUCCUGGUUUUCAUCCUCAGGGAAGAAGCAGCGCAUCGACAUUCUGCACAACUUGGAAGGCGUCAUUCAAAGUGGAGAGAUGCUAGCGGUGCUUGGUCCACCCGGCUCUGGUUGUACGACGUUGCUCAAGACCAUCGCUGGCGAGACCCACGGUUUCUAUAUCGCCGAUGGAGCAACUAUUAACUAUCAAGGCAUCUCCCCGAAAGAGAUGACAACGACAUUCAAGGGAGAAGCAAUCUACACCGCAGAAUUCGACCAUCACUUUCCCUACCUAACCGUCGGCGAGACUCUCUACUUUGCGGCCCGGGCACGGUGCCCCCAGAAUAUGGAUCUUCCGCAUGGGAUCUCCCAACACCAGUACGCAGAGCACCUUCGUGACGUCGUCAUGGCACUUUUGGGUAUCUCACACACGAAAGAAACGCGGGUAGGAGACGACUUUGUCCGUGGGGUCAGCGGAGGCGAGCGCAAGAGGGUCAGCAUCGCGGAGGCCGUCCUGAGCUAUUCUCCUCUUCAAUGCUGGGAUAAUAGCACGCGAGGUCUUGAUUCUGCCAAUGCAGUCGAGUUCUGUCGAACCCUUCGCAUGCAGGCAGACAUUUUCGGUUGUAGCUCCUCUGUAGCUAUUUACCAAGCACCUCAGGAAGCCUAUGAACUUUUUGACAAAGUCAUCGUCCUUUACGAAGGCCGCCAGAUCUUCUUCGGGAGGUCCACCGAUGCGAAAGCCUACUUCGAAAAUCUUGGUUUCCUGUGUCCUGAGCAGAAGACCACCGCCGACUUUUUGACUUCAAUGACAAGCUCUUCCGAGAGAAUUGUGCACCCCGAGUGGAAAGGCCGAACACCGCCGCGGAGUCCUGAAGAGUUUGCUCAAGCCUGGAAGGAUAGCCAGCACCGUCGGAACCUGUUGGAGGAGAUCGAUUCAUUCGAGCAGCAGUACCCUUUUGGCGGAGAUACACACAAGCAGUUCUCGGCCACUCGAAGAGCGCAUCAGUCCAAAGCGCAGCGUUCUUCGUCACCAUACACGUUGUCCUACGUGCAGCAAAUCAGCCUCAAUCUUUGGCGCAGCUUCAAACUACUGAUUAGCGAGCCGUGGAUGACCAUCACAAUGUUAACCACAAAUUUCUUCGAGUCUCUCAUCAUCUCUAGCAUCUUCUACAACUUGGCACCAAACUCCUCCAGUCUCUACAACCGAAAUCUCUUGAUUUUCUACACCAUUCUCAUCAAUGCUAUGGGUAGCAUUAUGGAGAUUCUCACGCUCUAUGGAAAGAGAAAGAUCAUCGAGAAGCAUGCCAGAUACGCACUCUAUCAUCCAAGUGCCGAGGCAGUUGCCGCAAUGCUCGUCGACUUACCAUACAAGAUGAUCAACGCGUUGUUCAUUAACGUGCCAAUCUAUUUCAUGACGAAUUUACGACGCGAGUCAGCCGGGCCCUUUUUCUUCUUCCUCUUGUUCUCGUUCACCAUCACGGUCUCCAUGUCCAUGAUCUUUCGGUUCCUCGGCUCCGUUACCAAGACGACGUCGCAAGCUUUGGCGCCCUCAGCCAUUAUUCUCUUGGCUCUGAUGCUGUUCAGCGGCUUUGCCAUGCCUCAGCCAUACCUCAACGACUGGAUUGGAUGGAUUCGCUGGAUCAAUCCCGUCUUCUACGCACAGGAAAGCCUCGCACUCAAUGAAUUCAUUGGACGGAACUUCACCUGUUCGCAAUUCGUCCCAACAGGACCCGGUUACUCAACUUCUACCUUGGAUGAGCGUGUCUGCGAUAUUGGUGGAGCGAUGCCAGGUUCUAACUCCGUGAAUGGCGAAGAGCACCUCCGAGUCGUCUACGGGUUUCUGGCGAGUCACCGUUGGAGAAAUUUUGGCAUCUUGGUUGCCAUCACCAUCUUCUUCAUGUCCCUCUACCUUGUCGCAGUCGAAGUGGUGUCAUCUGAGAGAUCGAAGGGCGAGGUUCUUCUUUUCAAGCGCCGAGCGUUGAAAAGUGCCAAAAAGGGUCAUGAUGAUGUCGAGACAUUGGGAGGAAACCAUUCGCAACCAACGAUACGGGUAGAUGACGACAGCGACAACUCAGACCUCGCGAAGCAAACGUCUGUGUUUCAUUGGAAUGACGUCUGCUACGAUGUGCAAGUCAAAGGCGAGACUCGCAGGAUCCUUGACCACUGUGACGGUUGGGUGAAGCCCGGGACGCUGACGGCACUGAUGGGAGUUUCGGGAGCUGGUAAGACAAGUCUUCUUGAUGUUCUGGCCAGUCGUGUCACCAUGGGUGUUGUCAGUGGAGAGAUGCUUGUCGACGGGCAGCUUCGGGACUCCUCAUUCCAGCGCAAGACGGGAUACGUCACACAGCAGGACCUUCACCUUCAUACGGCGACCGUCAGAGAGGCGUUAAGUUUCAGUGCUCUACUACGACAACCUAAGCGGUACAGCCGGGAGGAGAAGUUGGCCUACGUGGACACAGUGAUUGAUCUCCUCGGCAUGCAGGAGUAUGCAGAAGCUGUAAUUGGGGACCUGGGCGAGGGGCUUAAUGUUGAACAACGGAAACGAUUGACCAUCGGCGUAGAGCUAGCUGCCCGGCCGCAGCUGCUUCUCUUCUUGGACGAGCCAACAUCGGGUCUCGAUAGUCAGACAUCGUGGUCGAUCUGUGAUCUGAUGGAGAAGCUGACGAGAAACGGGCAAGCGAUUCUCUGCACAAUACAUCAACCGUCAGCAUCGCUAUUCCAGAGGUUCGAUCGGUUGUUGCUGCUUGCCAGAGGCGGACGGACGGUGUAUUUCGGCGACAUUGGCAAGAACUCACACGUUCUCAUCGAUUAUCUCAGCCGGCACGGAGCUCCAGCCUACCAACCUGGAUCCAAUCCUGCCGAGUACAUGCUGGAGGUGAUUGGGGCGGCGCCGAAGGCGCAUACCGAUAUCGACUGGCCUGCCGUAUGGAGGGAAAGCAACGAAUACCAGGCUGUUCAGACUGAGCUUGCAAGGUUAUCCUCACAUGCAGACGAAAAAGGUGCCACAUCUACAACAGCAGAUCACGAUGCGUCUACGUACGCAGAGUUUGCUGCAGGUUUUGGUGUGCAGAUACAAGAGGUGACGAGACGAGUCUUCCAGCAGUACUGGCGCAGUCCUUCGUAUAUCUUUUCUAAGUCCAUCUUGACGUUUGGCUCGGCCUUGUUCAUUGGGCUGACGCUCCUUGGCGGUAAUAAUACCGAACGCGGGCUCCGGAAUCAGAUGUUCGGCGUCUACAUCUUCCUCUUCAUCUUCAGUCAGAUGGCGCAGCAGAUCAUGCCGGUAUUUGUCUCUCAGCGCACCAUGUACGAAGCCCGCGAACGGCCGGCGAAAUCGUAUUCUUGGGUGGCAUUUAUGGGUGCUAAUGUUAUCGUCGAGAUGUUUUGGAAUUCUAUUAUGGCCAUCUUCUCGUUUCUGUUUUGGUUUUAUCCGAUGAGACUCGAUCGCAACGCCGAAUGGACAGAUUCCGUUCACUCGCGCGGUGUCACGCUUUUUCUCAUCUGCUGGGUUUUCUUUUUAUUCUCGAGCACGUUUGCACAUCUCAUGAUUGCUGGCCUUGGCAGCGCCGAGGUCGCGGGUGGGAUUAUGAACCUGCUUUUCAUUCUCAUGUUCGCUUUCUGCGGUGUUUUGGCUGGCCCGGACGCAUUGCCGGGGUUCUGGAUCUUCAUGUAUCGUGUCAACCCCUUUACUUACAUUGUCGAGGGUUUCCUCAGCGUCGGCCUCGCCAAUGCACCAGUGGUAUGCAGCGCUUCCGAGCUGCUCGAGUUCGCCGCACCCGCUAAUAGCACCUGUGGCGAGUACAUGGCUGCGUACAUACGGGAGAAGGGUGGCUACUUGGUGGAUGCCCAGGCGAAUGCUUGCCAAUACUGCGGUAUGGCCGAUACGAAUGCAUUUUUGUCGAGCAUGAACAUGAGUUUCGAUAACAGGUGGCGCGAUUUUGGUUUCAUUUGGGCAUUUUGCAUUUUCAAUGUCGCUGCGGCGGCGGCAUUGUACUGGGCCGUGAGGGUUCCGAAGAAUGAUUUCAAGAGUCGCAGCUCAGGCAAGGUUUGA